AUGACGGGCCAGAACUAUGGUCACAACGGCGAUUGGAACGCCAACGAGUUCUUCGACUUCAACAACAUGGAUUUCGAUGGGUCAAACAAUGGCUACGGUGGUCAGGGGUAUGAACAGUCCGACAACGCUCACAUUGAUCCGUCAAUACUGACCGGAAUGCUUCCUACAUCUAGUCCUGCACCGCCUCGAACCCCUACUCCUGCACCACAGCAGCCCCAGCCCGCUACUCAAUCUCUUCCAAUUCCCUCAAACGCAGAGUUCAACUACCGUGACGACAUCGGAUGGUACAGGAAGGCGGAUUACGAAACAUAUGAUUCCGCAUUCGAUGCUGAAGGAAACGUAUUCUACUACCACCCCGUACCUGCCCCAAAGAGUUGGCAAGCGCAGCGAAUUCAAGCACCACAGCCCGCAUCUCAACAGCAACCUUACCAGCAGCAGCCUUACCCACAGCAGCCUUACCCGCAGCAGACUUACCAGCAGCAGCCUUAUCAGCCGCAGCCUUACCUGCAGCAGACUUACCAGCAGCAGAAUGGUACAGCGUUCCCUGCUGCCUUCCCUAACGCGAACUUGAACGCCAAUGGCCAAUACGCAAUGCCAGAAUUCGAUCCCUCCGCGCUCGCUGGUCCCUACGUUGCUCAAACACCAAAGAAAAAGAGAUCUCGCCCAACCGCAGUAACUCCAUCUCGAUCCAGAGUGACCAAGAACAAGAGACGACCAGCGUUCCACAGAACGUCGAUUAUCCGGGCAUGUACCUGCACACCAGGCCACAUUCCUCGACCUCCAAACGGCUACAUCAUAUUCCGAUCUCAGGGUAUAUACUCAGACGAGGUGAUGGGCUACAUGACCCCCGAGGAACGAAUCAUCAUCUCAGGCGGCAAGAAAUUGGACGUCAAAAAGGUGGGUCGUGUCUGGCAUUCGCUCCCAAAAGAGCUCCAGGCGCCUUACUAUCAAGAGGCGAAGCGGCUUGCUGCACAGCAUGCGGCUCAGUAUCCUGGGUACAAGUAUCAACCUCAGGACGACUUGAAACGAGACUUCGGCUCCCCGGAUUGUGUUUGUGGUGCUUACCAGACCAACUUGGCUGCUCGAAAUGCUCGCGCUGCAGCAGGUGUUCAAGAUGAUGAUGAGGACUCCACGGACGACGAAGUCGUUGUUGCCAAAACUCCAAAGAAGCGUUCGAAAUCUCGCAAAGCACAAAAGCAGGCUGUUUACGAAGAACCUGUUGCUUACGGGCCUCCGAUCGGCUUUGCUCAGAUGCCGCAGCUCUCCGAGCAACAGAUGGGGGAAGCCCUAGCGUCAUGGAACGCCAUGCCAGGUGCUCCUUUCAUGGGACAUCCAUCUCUCGCAGCGCCUGUUGCUCAGAGACCGACAAGAGGCGCUAAGAGAACGAUCAAUUACGCUGAGAAUGACGACGAUGCGGAUAUUGAGUUGUAA
Cercospora beticola is the source of this 1431-nucleotide messenger RNA. Its product is annotated as HMG-box domain-containing protein. The record is from RefSeq and is a predicted model, not a curated record. Lineage: Eukaryota; Fungi; Ascomycota; Dothideomycetes; Mycosphaerellales; Mycosphaerellaceae.